This is a messenger RNA of Trypanosoma brucei brucei TREU927, 5661 nucleotides long. RefSeq lists its product as hypothetical. The transcript has a single exon. Lineage: Eukaryota; Euglenozoa; Kinetoplastea; Trypanosomatida; Trypanosomatidae. The coding region runs from base 1 to 5661 and encodes 1886 amino acids. The record is from RefSeq and is a predicted model, not a curated record.
AUGACAAGUGACGGAGCUGUUAAUAUGGACACACUUCCAACACUGGUGAGUGAACUUGCCAGUGUCGCUGCACGAGCGAAUGGCAAGGCACUUGACAUGGAGGGUGGUGUUGCCUACAUAAAUGCGCUUCACAAACUUGAGUCCUUUGCACUUUCCACAGGUGAAGAGGAAUGGAAGCCCACUCCAUCCACCACAUCUGCUGCGGCCGACAUAAUGGAACUUGCGUUGCAAAGUGCAGCGCGCGAGCCGCUUUCGUGCGUGCUGCUUCAGGCCUGGGUUGCUGUGCUCGAUGCUCUACUGCAGCGUGCCUCAUCAACGAUUAUUGACCCCCAGCCGCAUGCAAAACGCCUAUGGGAAAGUGCGCAACGACUGGUGAAGCUCCGCACAGCGCCAGGGAGCGAUGCAGCUUUGGCAAGUGUCCUGACUUUCCUAGGGGUAAUUCUACGGCGACGGCAAAUACACAUCGAGUGUGCUCCUCGGGGUCAGCUUCCUAGCCCUGCGAGUACUCCGGGAAUUUUGUCACGGGUGGCGGCAUUACAACUUGUUCCUUUGCUUGCAGCAUCAGCUCUGACCUCCAGUGGUCCAAAGAAGGCCUAUAUUACGUGGCCAUGGUUGGAAUACCUUCGCAAGGCGAUCACAUGUAAUGUGCCCGCUGUUUGUGAGACUGGCGUUCGAGCCAUGGGGACGAUUCUUCAAACAGGGGCUGAACCUGAGGCGAACUAUAUAAACGAUUUCAUUGAAUUGCUUUUUUCGCUGGCUGUGAGUGGUAACGCCUCUGCUGCGCUGGAGAAUGAACUUGGAUUUUCCAUUGGACGGCUGCUUGCCGCCUCACAACGGCCGGGUGGAUGGUCUCACUUCGGUUCCUCGAUGGCCAAGGGAUCGGUGCGCAUCAUGAAGCUUCUGUUUGAUCCCGCCAAAAUAAAUCCAAGCUCAAAACGCGUUCUGUCAACGGCUGUGGGUGAGUUAUUGGCGAUCCUUGGUCCAACUAGUGCAAAUUCAGUGGAAAAGGCAAUUCACUGCAUCUUCGAGUGGCUCCUGGCAGCAGACCCCCAAGAUGGGACGUCGAACAUGCCGGAUAUUGUCGCAGGUGCCCUACUGCACUGGGCCAAAACGGCGCGCUCAGACACCUUUCGUAGCGCCAUUUUGCGGCAUCUUAUCCCUUUCUUAGACACAGAUAGCAGUGAGACAGUGGCGUACACUGCCCUGUUGUGCCUUAAAGGUGUUGUUUCAACGGUUGUGGAGCUUGAUGAAUAUGCGGCAAACCUUUGGGAGAAACUCCUGAAGCAGGUCACCCGGAACAAGGAUAUCAAGAAAGCAACGAGUGAAGUUAUGAAGUGCGUCGUGGAGCGCAACGAGUGGUGCCGGCGUGCACUGCUCCGACACAUAUUCGCAACGUGCUGCAGCAAUAAUCCCCCCACGGGGGUUGACGCGUACUUGUCGAUGAUGCCUCUCUUCACCAUGCACGUACAAGCACUACUUGAAUUACCUGCGGCCGUGUUGCAGAAGCCUUGCAUGACUGGUGUGACGCUUGCAGCCGUCGCCCGCCUCAGUGUGGAUGAUUCUCAUGACGCACUCGCAGACAUCUUUCAUUGGUGCGUGGAGUAUUUCUGUAAGCUUUCAAGGUUACUCUUAGUCCACCAGCGGCAGUCCCUGCCACCUACUAUCACUACGAGCGUACGUUCCUCUCUACGUGUGUUCCUGGGCGCUCUCGUGAGCAGUGCACCAACAGCAGGCGAAGUGAGAGCCAUCGCUUCGGCCCACGCGCGUGCCACAGUCGCCGCCUGUGAAUUGCUCCCGCUAAUAGAACCUGGGGAUACGGAGGUUAAACUUGUCGUGGCGCUGCUAGAAACACUUGACGACCCGAUUGUACCUGUUGCUGUUCCGCGCGUAAGGGGCGCCGUGUACAGAUUGCUGAGCCGCCUGCCGUGGGGUACAUGUCAUGACGACGCUGGCAAGCGCCGGGCAGUUACACUUGCUUUGGACGAUAUGGGGGAGGCUGUGCGUCUCGGUGUGCCGUGCGCAUGGGACGAAGAAGAGGCCGAGAAGUGUGGAACCAGUGAUGGUGCUAAUGGUAGUGCUGUAAGUAUCGUAAAACUACAUAAUGUGGAGUUGCUCCCAUGCCUGGCUGCUGUCUGGUGCCUUGACGAUCGACAAUGCAUGAGGCCUACACCGAAACAAGCCUUAACCUCUACUGUUACGCGCUGUGCUGUACAGCUGAUAGCGGCAGCAUCGGCUGCCACAUGCAAUGCCGGAACCCAGAGUGGCUGCUUGCUACGGUCUGUGCUGGUGAGUAUGCGUCACUGGCGUCAAAUAAAGGCUGAGGACCCCACCGUGCAAGCAUGGAACGUUUUGUGUUGUCUUAACGCAGUCACAGCGCCCACUAGCUCGAAUCUCCCUGGUGGAAACGAAGCGGCUACUAUUGUGGCUGAGGACAAUGGUGGAGAAUGGCUUGAAUUCAUUUCGACCCACUGGCUGGGGCACGGGGUUUGGGCUCUGCGGCUUCUGUCAGCUCAGAUAAUGGCAAGGCUUGCGUUAGCCUCGGGUGGCGUGGACACUUUUACUUCUUCUGUUGUGAAUCAAGUUAAUUUGAGUUCCUGCCGCAUUAGCGGCGCAUUGAUUGCGCUUGGCCUGAUGCACGGCUGUCCCAACGGAGCUGGUGCGGAUGGCACUAAUAAAAUAACUACUUCAGGGAUGGCAAUAUCGUUUAUAGCGCGGAUGCUUAGUCAGUAUGGUUUGCGCGGUGAUGGGGAAGGGGCCGUGGUUGCCGCGUCUGUGCUCAUAUCUUUGAUCCAUCUUUCAGCACACCAAAGGCCAUUGGUGGAGACCGUCAUUCGAACAUCUCUUGCUCCCCAACUUUUGUUGUACCAGGAGCCGCAACGGCAGACGGCACUGGCACCGAUGCGUCCCAUCGUCACGGUGUUGCUGCUUGAACUCGUGACACGUCUCUCACUUCACAAAAGCGUUCACGAUGGAUCCGUUAUGAGCGUCUUUGCCUCCAGCGUCGUUUCAUGUGCAGCCGUCGCUGCAGUUACAAGCACCACGGCAACCGCUGAUGUCAUUAAUCAAAAAAAUAAUAGUAUUAUUACGUACGGCAGCGCGUUUCCGAUCGUGAUGUCUGAGAAAGCGGCAGCAGCUGUGGUGGAAACCGUGCGGGAGGUGGUGGAAGACAUCAAACAGUUGCCGGCUCAUCCGGUUGCUUCAACUCCUUCUGCUCAUCACGGAGUUGGACACAGACUUGCCGUGGAUAUAGCUGUGCUCCAAAAGAUUGUGCUGCAGGCCCUCGGCAACACGGGAUACCUGAGUGAUGCAGUCUCGUGUGCGGCAGCAGGCGUAACUGUAUCGGCCGGCAGAGUGUUAAAACCGAGCAGCCUGAUGUCGCAGUGGCUAUUGAGGAUGGCUGAACGCAUCGACGGAGCCACGACGAUGGAGAGUCGUCGUGCGUGGACAAAAGCGAUGGGAGUUAUCGUAAACCAAGCGUGGAGGGAGCCCCGUGAGAGGGCUGCGUGCCUGCAUUCGCUGAAUCUGAUCAUACGAGGAAAGCCCUCUCAGUUAUAUGGGACCGCCGGAGAGGAGGAUGAGAGGCCGAAUCGUGGCGACAUGGACAUGGACGACUACGACAUUGAAACAAAGGGCGUUUCACUUGCGAAGGCUGCGCCGGCACUCGAGCUGCGAACGGUGUCGAGCGAGCCACAGUCGAAGGCAGCUGUGCUGAACGUCUUACUGCAAGUUCUGAACGAGGAGCAUCAACGCGUUGAGUUGAACGAUGACACUCUCCCGCAGUUUCUUCAGCUGCUUUUUUCUGCUGUAGCACUUGCAGAGGUGUCGCCGUGUCUCGUCCGACCGGCUGCGGAUGCUCUAUAUCUGCUGCUCAGGAAGUACGGUUACAGCAUGAAAGAUAUAUCGACGCCGCUGCUACAGCCAUGGAAGGUUCUGCUGAUCAACGGGAUGGUUCAUGUUAUAGAACGGUGCGUGUACUACAGUGGAGUAGGCAGCGCCCUCGCAGAAGAAUUUUUUGCCAGUAACAUUUCGGACGACACAAGUGCCCGCCGCGUUGUCUCGGCUCUCACCCAGCUCUUUUCACAGUUGGGGCAGCUUGAUGUAAGUCACGCCGAGGUAAGCCAUGGCUGCAGUGGGCGAGUGGCUGCCGCCAUCGCAAGGUGUUCAGCAGUUGCAUCUUCUUGUAAUGAUUCUUCCAAAACACAACCUGCCCGUUGGCCGCAAACAUUACAACGAGCCCACGAUACGCUCGCGUCGCCCAACGCUCAGGCAGUGAUAGCACUCCUAUGCAAUCAGAUUGUCUCUGCUAUAACACUUGCACACGGAUACGAACCACCACAUGGAAUGGUUCCCACGCCGCUGGAUUCCUGUACGUAUGUCACACCAGCAGUCGCACUGGAAUUGCUCCUUCAACUCCGCAACACAUCGCAGGACAUUGACUCCACCGUAAGCCACGCUGCGGGGUACUUGAUUGUUAUACUUUUGGCAAUAAAGAUAGAGGAAACAGUGGUACCCCGGCCCGUGCUCAGCGGCGUCUCUCUUCAACAGCUACGCACCUUGGUGCCGCUGCUGUCCCCACCCCACUGUGAAACGUUAGUGGACACCGUCCUUGCACUGCUCCCAACAGUGCUGUUGAAGGAAGUUGGCAUGAAAGAAGAGGAAAAGAUGGAGGAAUUGAUAGAAAUCUCUGCAGCGGCGGCAUCGCUCAUACAGAGCAGCCGCGGAAAUAGUGCCUUCAUGCCUACAGAGGGGCGAGACGAAGUGCGUGAAAAGCGCCGAAGUCAAGUAGAGCGGCUGAUCUCUAUGCUGACGGCCGAGACUCAUCGUGUGUUGAAUUUAUCGCUUGCGCCCCUUACCCUUGUGGUACAUAGUGACUGUAGUGUGGACUGCGUCGUUGAAGUGUUGCGCCAACUCGACGUCAACGUGCUGCUGCGUAGUGAAGGAAGGGCGGCUGCACUAUCUAUGCAUUUAUGCCAGAGGUUCCCCGUAGAGGAGUUGCGUGAUAUGGCCCAAUCCAGUGUAUGCGCUUUCCUACUACUAUUGUGCUGUGAGGAAAGCCAGCAGAGGCUGAAAAUGUUGGAGACCCCGAACAUCUCCCCAACUGUACUCGCACGCAUUGCGGAGGCAUUCGCGCAGUCAAGGGACCCGAAGCUACUGAUCGAAUACUUGCGCCCCCAACUGAGCUGUUCCACUCGGGUUUGUGGUGUAUUUCUGUCCGUGUGUACGGCCGCGAAGCGUGCGGAGCUGCAGCAGCAGUGGAGACCUUGCGUGGAGGAUAUGCUUCUGGCAAGUAUUGACGCAGCGGAGCCGCAGGAGAAGGAAAUGGAGGGGUUGUACAAACAAACGCAGCCUUACGGUGACGACACAAAUAAACGUGUGGCUUUCUUUGUGCGAAGUUUAAUUUCCCUGUCGCACAUGCACGGCGGUCCGAGGGAAGCCUACUCACGAUAUCCGAAAGCUUGCUCGGCCUUAACGGACCAUAUCAUGAAGAACUACGCGAAUGAGCUGAGGACUGUCAUCCAGUCGUUGCAUGAGGGGGACGCGGGUACGCUGCGGGAGCUCAUGCAGUUACGGGGCGGCGCCACUCAAUGUGGGCCGGGGGCGCAAACCACAACCGCGGCGGCUCCGCAACGCCUAACGAUUAACCUCUCGUCAUUCACGUAG